AUGGGUCUUCGCAUAUUCUCGUAGAAAGUUGCCUUAUAUUUUCCAAGACAUGAAACGCAAGAACUAUCAUGAUGGAAAAUUGAAUUCAAAACGGAAGACGAAUGAACCCAUUUUAAAUAUGAAUCAAUUGGUUCGAAGGAAAGUAGGUAACCCUCGUGUUUCAAGGCCUUGUUCCUUAAUUAGCUCGGAGAAAUUUCCCGCUGCGUGCAAGGGAUUUGUUCAUCAACUUUACGAAAACUGCGGUGGAAUUUUAAAAGGGGUUUACCCAAUUCCCUUUGUUUUCUAGUCAUCUACGUGUUGUUUCAUGCUAUAUAUAGAUACACAGCAUUUAGGUUGCCAGCCCACCACGACCCGCCACCCUCAUCCAUCGGUUUGCUCCUUGCUGUGCCACCGUUUUCAGAAUUUGAGCAUUUAGGAGAGAAGGAAGUAGGUGGGUUUUUAGAGAGAGAGAGAGAGACAAAGAGAGAGAGAGAGAGAGAGCGAGAGAGAUGGGGGGAUGCUUUUCAGAUAUGAAAGGAGGGAGCCAGGCCGUGGGAGGGGCCCAGCCGAUCCUCAUGGCCGGGGACACUGACCACAAUGAUGCUGUCGAUUUCUUCUUUAAAUCUCGCGGCCAGCAUCCACUCUUCUCGCAAAUCGAGUUGUCUUUAUCAGCUUCCAAGUUACUUGAUCGUGACAUCAUUUCAAAGAGUGAUCCUAUGACAGUAGUCUAUGCAAAGAAAAAGGAUGGAACACUUGAGGAACUUGGCCGCACAGAAGUUAUAAUGAAUAGUUUGGAUCCUGCUUGGAUUAAAAAAGUUCCAGUUUCUUUUCACUUUGAGAUUGUUCAGCCAUUGGUGUUUCAUGUGUAUGAUGUGGAUACAACAUUUCACAAUGUGCCUGUAAAGAUGUUGAAGUUGAAAGAUCAAGAAUUUCUUGGGGAGGCCAAUUGCGUUCUGUCUGAGAUAGUUACUCAAAGAAGUCAGAGUUUGACGCUGAGUCUUCAUAACAGAAAUGGGCAUCGCGGGCUGAAAAACCUAGGGACACUCACUGUCCAUGCAGAGGAGACGGUUGCUUCAAAAAAUGCUGUUGAGAUGACAUUACGUUGUUCUAACUUGGAAAACAAGGAUUUGUUUUCCAAAAGUGAUCCAUUCUUAAGAAUAUCUAGGAUUGUGGAGACUGGAGGUUCUGUUCCAAUUUGCAAGACAGAAGUGAUGAACAACAACUUGAAUCCAACAUGGAAACCUCUAUGUUUAACCAUGCAGCAUUUUGGAAGCAAGGACAACCCACUAACUAUUGAGUGUUUUGAUUUUAAUAGUAGUGGCAAGCAUGCACUUAUUGGAACACUUCAGAAAUCAGUGGCAGAGCUGGAAAAACUUCACCAGGAUAAAAACGGUGCAAAUUUUACUUUGUCAUCCUCUGCUUACCGAGGUCAUGAAAAGAUUUCAAAGGGUCAACUUUUUGUGGAUGGAUUUUCUGAGAAGAAACUUUACAGUUUUAUUGAUUACAUCUCUAGUGGAUUUGAGCUAAACUUUAUGGUGGCUGUUGAUUUUACUGCUUCAAAUGGAAAUCCUCGAAGUGUAGAUUCUUUGCACUACAUUGAUCCUUCAGGCCGGUUGAAUGCUUAUCAGCAGGCCAUAAAAGAGGUUGGGGAGGUCAUACAAUUCUAUGAUUCUGAUAGGAGCUUCCCUGCCUGGGGCUUUGGAGGACGUCUGUACGAUGGUUCAGUAUCUCAUUGUUUCAACUUGAAUGGAGAUGCAACUGGCUUUGAGGUUAUGGGAGUAGAAGGCAUCAUGACUGCUUAUGCAAAUGCUUUGCACAAUGUUACUCUUGCAGGACCAACUUUGUUUGGUACAAUGAUCAACAGGGCUGCUGAAAUUGCUGGCCAAUCCCUAUCCAAUAAUAGCAACAAGUAUUUUGUUUUGCUGAUUAUAACGGAUGGGGUCCUUACUGACCUUCAAGAAACGAAAGAUGCUUUGGUGAGGGCAUCUGAUCUACCCCUUUCAAUUCUUAUUGUUGGAGUAGGUGGAGCAGAUUUUAAAGCAAUGGAGAUCCUCGAUGCUGACAAUGGGCAUCGAUUAGAGAGUUCUACUGGACGGGUAGCUACACGAGACAUCGUACAAUUUGUUCCAAUGCGUGAAGUGCAUGGUGGGCAGAUCUCAGUCGUUCAGGCUCUCCUGGAAGAGCUACCUAGUCAGUUUUUGACAUACAUGCGAAGCAGAAACAUCCUACCAAUUCGCCAACAACUUGAGUAACCCACUGGAAUUCCAAAGUGCUGUAAAUGUUGUAUGAAUUUCCUUUCUGUAAAGCGCGAACAUGAUGAUCCACAUACCCGAUGUGAAAAAAGAAAUUGCCCAGCUUUUUACAGUUAGCUUAGAAAUAUGGGGAGGGAAAAAAUUUUUACCGGAGACCAAGUGUGUUUGGAAGAAGUCUCAAAUCGGGAAAGUAAAGGCUGCCACACCAUUACAAUAUUGCGGGUACCGCAUAUGUCAAAAACCAUUUCAUCAGAAUGAUUCAAGCGCAUGCAUGUAAGUAACUGUGCUGGAAUUUGUUUUGUGAAGGGCUUGCUGUUAAAUGUAAACAGAAACAUGAUUUCGAAAUAUGUACAUAUACUAUUCUUUCUUAGCAAUCAAUAUGUAAAUUUAUAUUA
Malania oleifera is the source of this 2626-nucleotide messenger RNA. RefSeq names its product protein BONZAI 3. The transcript has 16 exons. Gene Ontology annotation, molecular function: calcium-dependent phospholipid binding. Bases 489 to 2231 code for a protein of 580 amino acids. The record is from RefSeq and is a predicted model, not a curated record. Gene Ontology annotation, biological process: cellular response to calcium ion. NCBI's taxonomy places the organism in Eukaryota, Viridiplantae, Streptophyta, Magnoliopsida, Santalales, Ximeniaceae. Gene Ontology annotation, cellular component: plasma membrane.